UGCUGCCAAAAAGUUCAAGGCCAUUCACGCUUGGUGGCAAGAUAUGACAGAACAAAACUACAAGAGUUCUAUAAGACCUGCUGCUUGUGCUUCGAAUUGUUCACCAACUCAGAACACAAGCUCUGACAUUUUAAGAGAAAAUGCUGCCAUAAUCAUACAGUCUCGUUAUAGGCGAUUGUUAGAGCGUCACAAUUUUCUCAAGAUGAUGAAAGCAAUCUGUUUAGUCCAAGCUGUUAUGCAUGCGUGGUUGACUGUAAAGAAAAGUACAAAGCUCAACGAUUUCAAUUUUGCCAGUAUUCGGGAAUUUCCAUCUGAAGAACUCAGGAGAGUUGUCAGGUUUGUUGCUGAGAGACAGUUUUGUUAAUUUAAGAAGAUCAGUGUUGCUCAUACAGCAAGCUGCAAGGAUUUAUAUUGCCAAAAAACGAGAUGUAUCCCAUUGAAACCUAGUCAAAUCUGCCACUGUAAUUCAGAAAUAUGUUCGUGGUUGGAUGGUGAGGUCACACAACAUUCUUGGCCAUGCUCAUAUUGAGAAUGCAUAUUUUAAGUGCCAAGUGAAUGGUCAACGUAAUAGUGAUAUAGAAGCUGCAACCAGGAUUCAGAUUGCAUGGAAGAGUUUUCUUCACAGAUCUCAAUCCAAACAAA
This is a messenger RNA of Hibiscus syriacus, 642 nucleotides long. RefSeq lists its product as uncharacterized. Gene Ontology annotation, molecular function: protein binding. The record is from RefSeq and is a predicted model, not a curated record. Lineage: Eukaryota; Viridiplantae; Streptophyta; Magnoliopsida; Malvales; Malvaceae. The transcript is spliced from 3 exons. Bases 44 to 364 code for a protein of 106 amino acids.